Messenger RNA from Ipomoea triloba (trilobed morning glory), 2046 nucleotides. RefSeq lists its product as uncharacterized. Bases 33 to 1358 code for a protein of 441 amino acids. The record is from RefSeq and is a predicted model, not a curated record. The transcript is spliced from 3 exons. Lineage: Eukaryota; Viridiplantae; Streptophyta; Magnoliopsida; Solanales; Convolvulaceae.
GAAAUAAAGACUACCACUCGGGUGCACAGGAUAUGCAGAAGAGAAUUUAUGCGGUGCUUCAAGCCCGAGAUCCAACAUUUGUGCCCGAGGAGCAAGGCUUUCCUGGAUGGCUGGCUGACUAUGAGCCCCGAAUCACCGUUCCAACUACCCCUGCUAAUCACCAGGGGGUCGAGGACACUGAAAGAGUCACUUCAGAAGGCACUCGCGACAGCUCAGAGAUCCUGAUGGACCUUGCAUAUUUGGACUCGGCUGCUAACCUUACAGCUUUGGCAGCAAUGGAUCACGAUUCGGUUCCCGCGGUACCCGACACCAAACGUCAGACUAUUACGGACCUAAAGGAAGAGCAGGAUCAAUCAAGCGCCUUACAACUUGAGACUAACUUUGUUUCACCUACGGGGCCAUCGGAGAGUGGAGUGCACCAGGGGGUUGAGGACAAUGAAAGAGUCACUUCAGAAGGCACUUGCGACAGCUCAGAGAUCCUGAUGGACCUUGCAUAUUUGGACUCGGUUGCCAACCUUACAGCUUUGGCAGCAAUGGAUCACGCUCUGAUUCCCUCGGUACCUGACACUAAACGUCAGACUAUUAUAGACCUAAAGGAAGAGCAGGAUCAAUCAAGCGCCUUACAACUUGAGACCGACUUUGUUUCACCUACUGGGCCAUCGGAGAGUGGAGUGACCGGAGAGCAGGAUCAAUCAAGCGCCUUACAACUUGAGACCAACUUUGUUUCACCUACUGGGCCAUCGGAGAGUGGAGUGACCGGAGAGCAGGAUCAAUCAAGCGCCUUACAACUUGAGACCAACUUUGUUUCACCUACUGGGCCAUCGGAGAGUGGAGUGACCGGAGAGCAGGAUCAAUCAAGCGCCUUACAACUUGAGACCAACUUUGUUUCACCUACUGGGCCAUCGGAGAGUGGAGUGACCGGAGAGCAGGAUCAAUCAAGCGCCUUACAACUUGAGACCAACUUUGUUUCACCUACUGGGCCAUCGGAGAGUGGAGUGACCGGAGUCCCUCAGUCCCUCAUGGCUCACGCUAAGCUUUGCCAAAAAUUCAAGCUUCUGUCGGACAGCGUUGAAGCCAUACAGUGGGGCCUUGCUUACCAUGCCAAGCAGAUGGAGGGCCCCGCUUACCAUGCCAAGCAGAUAGAGGUUAUGAACCUUCAGAUCAACCAAUUGAAAUCUACCUUAGACACGGAGCGGUAUAAUGCUGAGCGUUUGAUGCUAGAGGACUUGAACCUUCGGAUCGACCAAUUGAAAUCUACCUUGGAGUUGGAGCGGAAGAAUGCUGAGCGGCUGAUGCUGGAGGUGGCUACUUCCCGCCAAGCGGCCUUGGACGAGUACAAGGGGUUGGCCAUUUUCUAGGAGGAUGUUAUGGUAGAGGCUCGCCAACAUCUACAGGAGUUAGCCAUGGAGUGGCUAGGCACGUCGAUUGGGAAACAUACCUAGUUGACUCCGGAAAGAAGGACUACCACUCGGGUGCACAGGAUAUGCAGAAGGAAAUUUAUGCAGUGCUUUUAGCCCAAGAUCCUACAUUUGUGCCCGAGGAGGAAGGCUUUCCCGGAUGGCUGGUUGACUAUGAGCCCUGUGUCAACGUUCCUGCUACCCUCGCUAAUCACCAGUGGGUCAAGGACAUUGAAAGAGUCACCUCUAAAGGUGCAAGUGGCAAUUUAGAGAUCUCAGAAGAUAUAUUUGGACUCCACUAUUAAGCUUACAGCCUUGGUAGAGAUGGAUCACGCUAUGAUUCCCCAGUUACCUAACACCGAACGUCAAACUAUUACGCACCUGGAGGAAAAAGAAGAUCAGUUCCUUUCAACUUAACCGCACCCGUCGUGGAGCAAACGACUUCAUUCCACCUACUAUGCCAUCAGAUAGUAGAGCGAUCGAGGCCCCUCAACGAGCGAUCAGAUCUGUUUUGUUUUUUGCUCCCCCUCUCUCUAUUUCCCCUUCUCUCUCUCUCGAAUUGUAAUAGAGAUAGGGUCUUUUGAAAAUUUUAAUGAAAGUGAAAAUGCUCGGUCUAAGUUGGACAAAAAUCCUCUUGACUUUCCGCCCA